UCAAAUCAGAUCCUUAAAGGUCAAAUUAAUUUUGUUCUCAAAAUACACGCACGGACGCACGCUCGGAGACUCUGUUCCCAAAUUCUAUUUCUAAACCAGAAAGAAGAACAAAUAAACUAGAAAAAAAAAGCACCCCUUUUUCUUUUUGUCUGUACAAUUGCACGAUCCUUCCAGUUUAUAUACAAAGAAAUAGAAUUGCGAGUUGAAGAGAUAAGGGCAGAAAAAUACGGAGGGCUAUUCAAUUUUAACUUCAUUUUUGUGUCUCUCUUUUUUUUUGGAGUUUAUUUGAAUUCGUCGACAUUGCACUAAUUUCUGAAUCUCAUUGCUUAGGGUUUUGUUUUUCAUGAACUUUGAAAUUCUGAUUAACUAUUUUUGUGAUGGAUCGCUUUUUACUUUUUUCUUUUUUAAAUUUUCUUGCCCCGAAAAAGGAAAGGUUUUUUGACCUUUACUUGAUUUUUAUCGAUAUCAAUUCUAAUAGUUAGAGCUAAAUUACUGUUAUUAGUAUCUCAGUUGUAUCAGGACAUCUUUGUAAUAGAAUUGACGCCUCUGCUGUUUUUUCCUGGGGGACCAAUAUACAACAUUUCGCCCAAUAUUUCCAUUUCUUUGCAAUUUAUUUCUGUAGAAACAUAUUGUGGGCUGUUGUGAAGAAAAAUUGGGUUUUAGUUUCGGAUUGCAAACAGUAUCUAGUCAUCCACCAUAAACUCUCGGGGUGUUAGAUAAGGUUUCAGAGUAUGGGGGAGCAAGGGGGAUGGAUGGACCCUAGCGGGCCACUACCAAAUGGGCUGUUGCCAGGAGCAGGCCAGGUGAUGCGGGCGCUUGAAACUGACAGAUGGUUGAAAGCGGAGGACAGGACGGCAGAGCUCAUUACCUGUAUUCAACCCAAUCCGCUAUCUGAGGAUCGCAGGAAUGCUGUUGCUGAUUACGUGCAGCGGCUCAUCAUGAAAUGCUUUCCCUGUCAGGUUUGUACGUUUGGUUCUGUACCCUUGAAGACUUAUCUACCCGAUGGAGACAUUGAUUUGACUGCUUUCAGUCAUGAUCUUAAUUUGAAAGAUACAUGGGCCAGUCGAGUUCGUGAUAUGCUGGAGAAUGAGGAGAAGAAUGAGAAUGCUGAAUUUCACGUGAAGGAAGUCCAGUAUAUUCAAGCUGAAGUGAAGAUAAUUAAAUGUCUAGUGGAAAAUAUUGUGGUAGACAUAUCCUUUAAUCAGGUUGGUGGUUUAUGUACGCUGUGCUUCCUCGAUGAGGUUGAUAAUCUGAUAAAUCAAAAUCAUCUGUUCAAGCGCAGCAUUAUAUUGAUUAAGGCAUGGUGUUAUUAUGAAAGCCGUAUAUUGGGGGCUCAUCAUGGACUUAUUUCUACUUAUGCUUUGGAGACCUUAGUUCUUUACAUCUUUCACGUUUACAACAAUUCCUUUCAUGGACCACUUGAGGUCCUCUACCGUUUUCUGGAGUUUUUCAGCAACUUUGACUGGGACAAUUUUUGUGUUAGCUUAUGGGGACCUGUGCCCAUUAGUUCCCUACCUGAUGUAACUGCGGAAGCUCCUCGGAAGGACAGUGGAGAAUUGCUCCUUAGCAAAUUUUUUCUUGAUGCUUGUAGCUCUGUGUAUGCUGUUUUCCCUGGUGGCCAUGAAAAUAAUGGACAGCCAUUUGUUUCCAAACAUUUUAAUGUUAUUGAUCCUUUACGCGUGAACAACAACCUUGGACGUAGUGUUAGUAAAGGUAAUUUCUUUAGAAUACGGAGUGCAUUUGCUUUUGGAGCUAAAAGACUGGCUAGAUUACUUGACUGCACCCAAGAAAAUGUAAUUUUUGAAGUUAAUCAGUUCUUCACAAAUACAUGGGCUAGGCACAGCAGCGGCGAUCGGCCUGAUGCACCAGGAAUUGAUUUGGGGUGCUUGAGAUUAUCAACUCCAGAGAGCAUUCAUGAAUUUGAUAAUUCAAACAACAAUGUGAUUGGCAAAAAAGUAAAUGGUAGGUCCUCUGGUCAUAAGAUGGUGGCUGAGGGGGUUCAUGCACAUGUUUCCUCUCAACACGGUAAUUAUUCACCUGUAAGCAUGUCUAGAAAAAGUGAGUCAUCCACAGCUUCUGAAACUCAAAGCUUAAAAAACCACGUCAUGUUGAGUAGCUUGAGGGGUUCUUCACAAAGUAGAAGAGAUGCUACUUCCAAUCAGGUUCUGAAUAAUGAGAAAGGUCAGAGAGAUCUGAAACCUGAUAGUUUGGUGAAUGAAUUCCAGGGAAAGUCUAUUCUUGCCAGAACACGCUCAAGCCCAGAGCUUACUGACACAUAUACUGAUGUUUCAUGGCAUAAUAGAUCAACUGAAAGUGCGAAAGUACAUGCUACUUCUUUAAGGCCAGACAGUAGUAACAGGAGGAACAAUGGUUCUGAAGGUUUAGCAUGCAAUAGCAGUCAAUCUUCAGUUGACAAGACUCAAUAUGGCGGGCACAUUCCAUCCAGUCAAAGUCUAGACACUGCUGACUCUAAUAGCAGCUCACAUAGCUAUCACAGAGAUUCUGGGUUGGAUGCAUCAAAUGAAGAGCUUUCCUCAACCUCUGGAACCCGGGGGAUGCACCAGGAAGAACAAGAUUUUGUCAACAUGAUGGCAUCUGCUUCUUUUCAUGGCUUUAACAGUCAGGUUCACUUGCCAUUCAACCUAUCAUCAGCUCAAAUGCCUUUCAUGAUCUCACCGUCGUCGUUAGCUUCAAUGGGAUAUGGUCAACAGAAUCUACCAGGAUUGCUUCCUACAAAUAUGCCUGCAUUCGAACCUUCUUUUUCACACUUGCAAGUUCCUCAUGGUCUGGUUUCACCCCAAUUCACUCAUAAUCUCCCAAGCAUCCAUCUCGUGUCAAGGUCUGAUGAUAUGCUGGUGCGAAGUAAUGAGAACUUCGAUUCUGUGAGAAUGAACUCCAUGGAAUCAGGUGAUGAAUUCUUGCUGGAGCAGGAUGUUGGCUCCACUAGUGGGUACGACCCUGAUAAUGGAAGUUUUGAAAUGAUUCAGUCAUAUGAUAAACCACAGGCAACAUCGUCCAGUUUAAAAUAUAUCCCUCCAUUUCGAAUAAGUGGUAAGCAUACCAAAGAAAAACAUGGAUCAAUGAGGGAGGAUAGUGAUAAUUUCUCAUUUCAAAAUAUCAGAGGUAAGGAGGCUUAUGAAGAAGAAAGACCUGCAAGUUCUAGGUUCUCUUCUGCUACUCGUAGUAGUUCUUUGAGAAGUAGAGCUUCUUCAGAGGGUUCCUGGGGUGGCCAUGGAAAAGGCAAAAUUAUGUCCGAACAUGUUACAAAUCAAGCUGAAGAUAAUGAUCAGGAAUGGCUUGCACCAUCGAAUGUGGGGACUGAAAUGGCAGAACGAAAUCCGGUUUCUCAAUCUGUUGCAUCUUUGUAUGUUCCAAGGCGUCCUGUGCCUGGCUUUGAAGUUGCUCAGACAAGUGGAUCAGACUCGGUGAUUCCCAUUGCCCCGAUGCUGAUAGCUCCUGGUUCUAGACAGAGGAUGAUGGAUAAUAAUGGACUUGUUGCAUUUUAUCCUACUGGGCCUCCAAUCCCAUUUGUAACAAUGCUUCCAGUAUACAAUAUUCCUCCUGAGACUGGAAUAUCAGAUCAAUUAACGGACCAUUUUGAAGCCGAUGAAAGCUUGGAUAACAGUGACUCUUGUCAGAACUAUAGUCCUUUUGAGGGCUUUGACCAGUCUGAGGAUUUAAAUUCUUCUAGUUCCUUGAGAGGGACAACUACCAUUGAGUCAUCUGAUGAGCAAAAGUCUGAUAUUCUCAACAGCGACUUUGCCAGCCAUUGGCAAAAUUUGCAAUUUGGAAGGUUCUGCCAGAAUCCGCACUCCCAUGGACCUUUAAUCUAUCCUUCACCAGUAAUGGUCCCACCAGUUUAUCUGCAGGGUCAUUUCCCAUAUGAUAAUCCUGGAAGAACACUUUCAGCUAAUACAAACCUUUUGACUCAGCUUGCAAGUUAUGGUCAACAUCUAGUUCCGAUUGCUCCCCUUCAGUCUGUUUCCAGUAGAUCUCCAUAUGUAAGUCCAAAAUACAUUGAUGAUAUACCAAGAUAUCGUAGCGGGACUGGGACUUACUUGCCGAAUCCUGUAAGAUAAUUUAUCAUACUUGUU
Molecule: messenger RNA, 4094 nt
Organism: Olea europaea var. sylvestris
Lineage: Eukaryota; Viridiplantae; Streptophyta; Magnoliopsida; Lamiales; Oleaceae
Exons: 7
Coding region: 732-4079 (1115 amino acids)
Source: RefSeq, a predicted model, not a curated record